Molecule: messenger RNA, 437 nt
Organism: Aplysia californica (California sea hare)
Lineage: Eukaryota; Metazoa; Mollusca; Gastropoda; Aplysiida; Aplysiidae
Product: ly6/PLAUR domain-containing protein 6
Source: RefSeq, a predicted model, not a curated record
UUAGUCAACGGAUUCAGGCUUAACUUAUCAGCAUUCCCUAUCCGGUUCGCCAACUCUUUCGGUAUAUGCAGUUUGCUGUCUAGAACAUUUCUUCCGAAGUCUCUGCUUCUUCCGGAACUCGUGGGCGGUGCCUGCUCUCUGGUUACAUUGGCUGGACCCAGCCGACUUUCUCCUCAGUCUGCCCGGAGCUCUCGUCUGAUGAGGAUACAUACGUCAUCAUGAGACUUCUAAUUCUUUUAUUGUCUGUGGCAGCAGCUGUAGCAGUGCCGGUGGCCCAAGAGGUGUCAGAAAACUACUGCCACACUUGUGUAGAUGCCAUUGACAACAAUGGCUGCAACGGCACACAGCUGUGUGACAAAGAACAUCCCUUGUGCUUGACAACUGUUGUGUUUGAUGAGGACCAGAUCGGAAUAGACAAACGAUGUGCCAGAGCCCAG